CGGAGCUUCCUAUACACGGAGGAGAGGACCACUUCAUCCUGGCUGGCAGAUCUCUGAGUCUGAGAUGCUAUCAUUAGAUGCUGCUCCAAAGACCUAAGGAAAUGUGCCCUGGAGAAGUGUAUGGUCCCAGUCCUUCUAACUGAGGCUCAAUGGCCCAGCAAAAUAUGAAAGUGCGGCCUGUGCUUCUAAAGCGUAACAGCCUAGAGUCAGUGGAGUUCGUGAAACAACCUCAUCAUCGCAGGAGCAAAUCUCAGCAGGUGCGGUUCAAGGAAGAUGGGACCAGUAAGACUCCACCUGGCCAAGCUGAGGUGGAUGUGCAAGCUGUGAUGGGCAAGACUCAGGCCUCCAGGCACCAUCACCUCCCCACCUACUCACUCUCCUUCCCCAGGCCCCAGAAGGCAGGGGGCUUUCAGAACAUUGCGAUCCAAACCUCCCCCAGUCUCAGGAAGCAUUUCCCAGUUUUCAAAAGGAAGAGACUCACAGCCAGCAAGUCCCUGGUAGAAAUGCCAACAGCCUCCCAAAGUGCCAUCCAGGUCAACGGCAACCUCUCCGAACAGGACAUUGUAUCCUCGGACCUUGCCUACUUAAGAUUGGCUCAGCAUCUUGAGGAUGGGCCUCGAAGAGUCAAAGUGUCCCACCCGUUUCCUCCUAGAAUGUCCAAGGUGCAAAGCAAUGGGCCUAUUAGCGUAUGCUUGGAAGCAGGGACUUGGAAGAUCUCAGAGAAAGCAACUGCUGCCAUUCAGGUCCCAGAUGACAUUUACCACAGUCCUACAUGGGCAGCUAGAAAGUCCACUUUCAGUCCGGACAGGUCAGGUGACCUGAGCAACUCCGUACAUCCUUUGGUGGACGUGUGUCCCGGUGAUGGGAGAACAGUGCCACUCUCAGAUUCAGAAAGAUCCCCUCCCUGCUUAAAUGCCACCAGCGAUGCCAGCCACACACCAGGCACGGGGAAACUUAAACCUGAAUUGCUUUUGCCCAAAGACAACGCUGAGGACAAAGACCUUGGCCCACUGUCAUCUCGGUCAAAGGAAACGUGUAUUCCGUCACCUCCACGGACUCACAGCUCCCCCUCACCAGGCUCUCGCAGCCAGCCCACCCAUUCGGGAGGGGCUUCAGACUGCUCUUUGUCAAGUAACAAUCACCAGGAUCUGCUGUCACUCAAAACUAACGGCGUGUCAAUUUCUGCCCCCACGUGUCAGGAACAGACGACAAAGAACCCCACCCAGUCAGACACCAUGGAGUUUCAGAAUUGUUCGGGGAGCAAUCACCUCCCAUCUCCUCCUCCAAGAAGGGAGACCAAACUUCAGAGGGACAGAGAGACGGGUGGGAUUAAUCCAAUUCACCUGGCACAGGGGGAGCUCUGUGACCUCCAAGGCCGGCUGCAGUCCGUGGAGGAAUCGCUGCACUCGAACCAGGAGAAGAUUAAAGUCCUUUUGAAUGUAAUUCAGGACUUGGAGAAAGCUCGAGCUCUCACAGAAGGGCGCAACUUUUAUCGAACUGGUCAAGAUCUCAACAAUUGCAGUACCUGCCAGAACACGGCGUGCAUCAUAUACAGUGUAGAAUAUGAUUUUCGGCAGCAGGAAGGCAGGUUCCAUGAAGUUCUGCAGAGUCUGGAGGAAGCGGAACCAGUGGAGGAGGCUUCUCCUCCACCAAAGUCCCCAGCAGAACCCCCAGCCCCUGAGAAACAGGACUUAAGGAGGAAGACCAAGAAAGUGAAGAAGAAAUGCUUCUGGUGGAUCUGA
Messenger RNA from Enhydra lutris kenyoni (northern sea otter), 1742 nucleotides. RefSeq names its product family with sequence similarity 196 member B (gene INSYN2B). Bases 150 to 1742 code for a protein of 530 amino acids. NCBI's taxonomy places the organism in Eukaryota, Metazoa, Chordata, Mammalia, Carnivora, Mustelidae. The record is from RefSeq and is a predicted model, not a curated record. The transcript is spliced from 3 exons. Gene Ontology annotation, biological process: inhibitory postsynaptic potential. Gene Ontology annotation, cellular component: postsynaptic density.